Molecule: messenger RNA, 3030 nt
Organism: Naegleria fowleri
Lineage: Eukaryota; Heterolobosea; Eutetramitea; Acrasida; Naegleriidae
Exons: 1
Coding region: 1-3030 (1009 amino acids)
Biological process (GO): fatty acid biosynthetic process
Molecular function (GO): ATP binding; acetyl-CoA carboxylase activity
Source: RefSeq, a predicted model, not a curated record
AUGAAGAAGCAUAGCAAGCAACUUGAAUAUAAUGAAAUCAAGAGAGUAACAGUGGUUGUAGAAAUUCAAGGAAGAUUACCAUUCUACUUUACAUUCAGACAAAGAAUUAACUACAACGAAGAUCCAAUGUACAGACACAUUGAGCCAACUCUUGCUUUCCAACUUUUCCUCAAGAAACUUUCAAACUAUGAUGUUAAACCAUAUCCUUGCAGAGAUCCAUCUGUGCACGUUUUUUAUGGCCAAAAGAAGAAGGAACUUGGUUUGAAUAGAUAUGACUAUUUGAACAAGAGAUUCUUUGUUCGUACACUUGUAUUACAAGGCGAUAUUUUCACUGAGGAAAAUCCUGAAGAAUUGCAAAUUUCAGAACUUGAAAGAUACGUUGUUGCAUCAAUCAAUGCAUUGGAAAUUGCUAUGGCUGACAAGAAUUACGCUCCUAGCUAUGCAAACCAUAUUUUCGUCAACUUCUUACCAGAAGUUGUUGUUAAAGCUGACAUGGUCGGUGAAAUUAUUGAAAGAUUCCAAAAGGUUUAUGGUAAGAGAUUGUGGAAGUUAAGAGUCAGCGAAGUGGAAGUACGAUUUACUGCAAAAUUCUCAAAGACAUCUCAACCUCAAACAUUCAGAUUUAUUGCUAGAGAUGAUACAGCUUAUAAUCUCACAUUAGAUAUUUAUCGUGAAGAGAAGGACCAAAACACAGGCAGAACUGUUUACAAGACCGUUGUUGGCGAAAAAAAGCCAUUAGAAGGCCUUGAUGUAAAUAUUCCACACCCAAUUCUCCAAACAGUUGAUCAAAAGAGAGUUAUUGCUCACAACAAUGAAACCUCAUAUGUUUAUGACUUCCCAUACUUAUUCGAAAGAGCAAUUCAGGGCAUGUGGAAAGAAUAUAAUGAGCUAACUCAAGAACCAAUUCCAUCCGUUCUCUUACAAAAGGUUGAAUAUAUUUUGAACAGCGAGACUCAUAAGCUUGUGGAAAAUCCAAACAAGGAUGCUAUUGGUAAAAACACUUGUGGUAUGGUUGUUUGGAAGCUAACCAUGUACACACCAGAAUGCAAAGAUGGUAGAGAUAUGAUCCUCAUUGCAAACGAUAUUACAUUCCAAUCUGGAUCAUUUGGAGUUAUUGAAGACGAAGUCUUCCAAUUGGCAAGCGAGAUGGCCAGAGAUUUGAAGAUCCCAAGAUUCUAUAUUGCUGCUAACUCUGGUGCUAGAAUUGGUUUGGCAGAUGAAGUCAGAGAACUCUUCAAGGUUGAAUGGACUGAUCCAAACGACUGCACAAAGGGAUUCAAAUAUCUUUACCUAACUGAAUCUGAUCAUGAAAAGCUUCAAAAGACUCACUCUGUCAAUGCCACACUGAUUGAAGUCAAUGGCGAAAAGAGAUGGAGGAUUAUUGACAUCAUUGGAAAAGAAAAUGGUAUUGGUGUUGAAAAUUUGAGAGGAUCAGGCAUGAUUGCUGGUGAAACUUCUCGUGCCUAUGAAGAAGUUUUCACAAUCAACUAUAUUGCCGCAAGAAGUGUUGGUAUUGGUGCCUAUGUGAACAGACUUGGUCAAAGAAUUAUUCAGAACAGAAGAGCUCCAAUCCUGCUUACUGGUGCCGGUGCCUUGAACAAAGUACUCUCCAGAGAAGUUUAUACAAGCAACUUACAAUUGGGAGGUAUUCAAAUCAUGUAUCCAAAUGGUGUGUCUCACUUAGUUGCUGCUGAUGACUAUCGUGCUAUUCAACAAGCCAUGAAAUGGUUGCAAUAUGUACCUAAAACUAUUGGAUCUCCUCUUCCAAUUUUGAAGAAUUUGGAUAAUCCAGAGCGUGAAAUUGGUUUUGUUCCAGUUGAAGGAUCUCACUAUGACUUUAGAGAAAUGUUAGUUGGCAAAUAUGUCGAAAAUAAUGAUGAAAAGACAUAUUUGAGUGGAUUCUUUGACAAGGACUCGUUCUUUGAAACCUUGGGAGGAUGGGCUAAGAAUAUUAUUGUUGCUCGUGCGAGACUUGGAGGUAUUCCAAUGGGUGUUAUCGCAGUUGAUACAAAGACCUAUGAACAGGUUAUUCCAGCAGAUCCAGCUGACAGCAAUUCAAGAGAACGUGUUGUUCAAAAAUCUGGCCAAGUUUGGUAUCCAGAUUCAGCAUUCAAGACUGCUCAAGCUAUCAAUGAUUUCAACAAGGGAGAACAAUUACCACUCAUGAUAUUUGCUAACUGGAGAGGUUUUUCGGGAGGCCAAAGAGAUAUGUUUGAUGAAAUUCUCAAGUUUGGUUCCUACAUUGUCGAUGCUCUAACUCAAUACAAACAACCUGUGUUCGUUUAUAUUCCUCCACAUGGAGAAUUGAGAGGAGGUGCGUGGGUUGUUGUAGAUCCAAUGAUCAACAAUGAGGUUAUGGAAAUGUUUGCUGACGAAAAAUCAAAGGGUGGUAUUUUGGAAGCUUCGGGUAUCGUUGAAAUUAAGUACAGAAAACAAGAAAUUGUUGCCACAAUUCAACGUUUGGAUGAAGAAUAUAUUAGACUCAGCAGAGAAUUAGGUAGUCCUGAAAUUUCACUUCAAGAAAAAGAUCAAAUCAAAUUGAAGAUGGAGAAGAGAGUCGAAAGAUUACUUCCAAUCUAUACUCAAGUUGCUGAAUGCUUUGCUGAUCUUCACGACACUCCAGGAAGAAUGAAGGCUAAGGGUGUCAUCACUGAAAUUGUAUCAUGGAAGAAUGCCAGAACCUACUUUUAUUGGAGAUUAAGAAGAAAACUUGUUGAAUUCUCAUUGUUGAACCAAUUGAGCGAUUGUGUUGCUCAAAAUAAGAUUAGUGUCAAGAGACAAAUCUUGAGAGAAAAAGUCAUCAACAAUGAGAAAUUGUGGAAUAAUGAUAAGGAAUUCCUUUCUUGGGUUGAAUCCAACAGCCAAACUGUGCAGCAAUCUAUUGCCAAUAUUAGACGUGAAAAGGUCAAACAAGACGUUGCUUGUUUGUGCUCAGAAAAUGCCGAUGCAGUUCUUGAAGGAUUACUUUCUUAUUUGGAACAUAAUUCUGUGAAUGAAGCUCUGAAAGAAAAGCUCCGAAAACUCCUCUAA